Molecule: messenger RNA, 483 nt
Organism: Entamoeba invadens IP1
Lineage: Eukaryota; Evosea; Mastigamoebida; Endamoebidae
Exons: 1
Coding region: 1-483 (160 amino acids)
Molecular function (GO): acyltransferase activity, transferring groups other than amino-acyl groups
Source: RefSeq, a predicted model, not a curated record
AUGGAAAUUUGUGAAGCUCUUCCAACUGAUUUGGAUGAAAUUUACUCUAUCGAAAAAACGUGUUUUCCACCUCUUGAAGCCGCAACGCGUGAGAGUCUUAACUCGAGAAUAAACACUUUUAAAAACUCUUUUUAUGUUGGAAAAAUUAAUGGUAAAAUAGUUGGGUUUAUAAAUGGCGCAGUGACUGACCGAACAACAAUUUGCGACGAAAUGUUCGACGACACAACAAUGCACAUAAAAGAUGGGAAAUAUCAAUCAAUAUUCGGUCUCGACGUUUUACCUGAAUUUCAGCACAGAGGGUUGGCACAGCAGCUGAUGAGACACUUCAUUAAGAACGCCAAAGAAAAUGGAAGACUCGGUCUCAUUUUAACGUGCAAAGACAAACUUAUAGGAUUUUAUGAACAGUUCGGGUAUAAGUCAACUGGCGUUUCAAAGUCAACACAUGGUAAUGUUGUUUGGUAUGACAUGAUACUCCAGUUUUAA